UUGCUUAAUUUACAGCAUUCAAUCUUUGGCAUUCUAAAGAUUAGGACGCGAGUGAUCAAAGUGUGUCGGAAAACAAAAUUAAAAACAAAAUGUUUAAAAUCAUAGCAGUUUUAAGUUUAGCAUUAUUAGCGGUUAAUGCUUACGAUUUUUCGGAUACAUAUUUUAAUCAAUACCUAUUCCAAGAAUAUGAAUCGUUGAAUUCGAAUUUAUUAUCCCGUCAUCGUCGUGAUGUUAGCGAAGUUGCCAAGGAUGAGAAAAAGUCCGCGGACGAAAUGAAACCCAUGGAGGAAAUGAAACAAAUGGAUGAAAUGAAGCCAUCCAAGGAAUGCGAUGGCCAGUUCAACCACAUGAUGAUGAUGAAAAAGGAUUUGACUUGCUGUGAAUCGAACAAACAUGAUCCCAGUUAUUUCUCAAUGAUCCGUGAAACCAAGAAACAAUGCGCCAUGAAAUUGAGAACCAACAAUCCCGAUGUUGAGAACUUCGAUCCCUUCAACUGUGAAUACAUGGCCAAGAUUAAAGACUUGAUUAUUUGCGAAAGUGAAUGUGUGGCCAAAACUCUAGAUUUAUUGGACGAAAAUGGUGAAAUCAAACGUGAUGCCGUCGUUGCCAGUUUCAAGAAAUCCAUGUCAUCGGACAGUGAGGUGCAACACAAUGUUUUGGAAGAUUAUGUGGACAAGUGCUUGGCUAAAAUGAAGGGCAAGGAUUUGAAACCAGCUGGCAAAUGCAGUAGUGCUCCCAUGGAAUUGCAUCAUUGUAUGUUCGGUGAAAUGGUCUCGGGAUGUCCAGCUGAAUCUCAGGUCAAUACACCACGCUGCCAGAAGAUUCGUGAACGUUACAGCAAGAGUCAGACAUUGGCUUUUGGCAAACAUGUUUUACACGAAUUUUUGCAUUCCGGACGUGGUCGUCAUCAUGGCCACAAAGAUCAAAUGUAAAUUUUUGGCCAAAAACACAAAAAACUAGGAAUGAUGUAU
Molecule: messenger RNA, 971 nt
Organism: Musca domestica (house fly)
Lineage: Eukaryota; Metazoa; Arthropoda; Insecta; Diptera; Muscidae
Exons: 3
Coding region: 90-932 (280 amino acids)
Molecular function (GO): odorant binding
Source: RefSeq, a predicted model, not a curated record